UUCCGGUUAUAGUCAUGAUUUACAAAGCGUGAGGAAGUAUUCUGUUCUAAAGGAGUUCUUGUAUAUAGUAUAUUUUUUUGUAAAGUGAGAAAAGAAAAACAUGGAAAUAGGCACGGAAAUCAGUCGGAAAAUAAGAGCUGCUAUUAAAGGAAAAUUGCAAGAACUAGGUGCAUAUGUUGAUGAGGAGUUGCCUGAUUAUAUCAUGGUAAUGGUAGCCAACAAGAAAAGCGCACAACAAAUGGCUGAUGAUCUUUCCUUGUUUCUGGGCAGCAAUACUUUAAAGUUCACCAUCUGGCUGCAUGGAGUACUGGAGAAGCUGCGCACUGUAGCUGUUGAAACAUCAAGCCUGAAGCCCCAGACUGUCUACGCAGAUAUUGGCACUAUGUCUUUCCCAGGAAAAGCUAGAGUGGUUGCUGAAGGGAAUAUUGACAGGCGAGAAGAUUGGAUGUUGCCAGUUUCCAGCUCUUCUGCUGACAGAACUGAUGCCCGUGUUUCCACAAGUUCAUCACUAGAGUAUAGAAUUUCAUGUGGCGGAUCUCCAAAUGAAAAGAACAUCCAUCGAUUAAUGUCCACAGUCAAGCCUCUGAUGGAAUCCUCACCAGCUGAAGCAGUGAUUGAUAUUAAACCAGAACUUGAUGAUGAUCUUAUUGAUGAGGACCUCAGCGCUCUUUCUGAUGUUGCUACUUUACAAGGGGCAAAAAAAAAGCCUUUAGUCACUUUAACAUACGGUUCUUCUCAUCCUGCAACAGAAACCUACAGAGUUCCAGACAGUUGCCAGUAUUUUUGCAACACAUCAGAAAAUAAAUUACAGACCCCUACCCGAACAACCGAGUGUGCCUUGUAUGACAUCAGACCCAUAGAGGUUGUUAGGACUUCCAGGACUAUCCCAGGAGCAUUUAGCAAGUUUUCAGAAAACUAUGAACAGAGUAGCAGACCCAGGGUUAAUGCUGAGAGAAUUAAUAUUGAUGAGGAUGUAUCCAGAAAAAGAAAGUCAUCAGUGAUCAGUUCAGUGGUGAAGAUAAAUAAAUAUGGCAAUGAAGACCAAGACACUGAUGAAAUGGAGGAGGAAGAUGAAGGUUAUCCUGGUAGAGCUGGUGGUCUUUUAAGUAGCAUUUCAGUCCCUUCCAAACCAGAACGAAGGCCAACUUUACCACCUUCGAAACAGGCAAACAAGAAUCUUAUCUUAAAAGCCAUUUCUGAAGCUCAGGAAUCAGUGUCUAAAACGACUAGUUAUCCACCAGUUCCACAGAGACAAACAGUCCCAGUUGCCCCGAGAACACGCAGUUUAAGUGGAGAAGAAACUCUUGCAGCCCAGCAUGUCCAUGAGACCAUAUACCAUACAAACACCAGAAUCCAGCUGGACCCAGAAAGAGACCAUCACUUACAAAGGCAGUCAGUUCAUUCAAGAUUGUUGGCAUCCCGUCUUCAACUUGACAUUCAAGAAGAGGCCUUAUUGAAACUUCAGGGAGUAAGUGAACUGGCAGACAUGAAGCCUGACACACGGUCAUUUAUCCUGAAGAAACCAGCACUGGAAGAAGCAGGGUCCUUGGCAAGCAGAUUAGGGACAGAAUAUGCAGAAGUGAAGCCCACUUUAUCAGAACGCCUGGUACAAUCAAGGGAUGUGGCAGAAACUUUAAGACCCACCAGUCCUAAAUUUAUUGUAACUUUGGAUGGAGUUCCCAGUCCACCAGGCUAUGAAAAUUAUGGCGAUGACAUGGGAGAUCUGAUUUUAAAAGAAAAGAUGAAAGCAGACAAAGAAAGUUCAUUAUACUCCCAGCUGGAAAGGAAACGUAAACUGAGACUGGAGCGGGAUGAAGUCCAAAAUCUUAGUGGUUCAGACGAGGAUUUUGAUAAAGAAGAAGGGAAUAUGAAACAUCAGAAAGUAUCAGAGCGCUGCAGAUACUGGCCAACAUGUAAAAGUGGUGACGAGUGCAUAUACCAUCACCCAACAACUAUGUGCAAGACAUUCCCGAACUGUAGGUUUGGAGACAAAUGCCUGUUCAUUCAUCCGUCCUGUAAAUACGAUGCGAAAUGCACAAAUCCUGACUGCAAAUACACCCACGUAGCCAGAAGAAGGGCGACCACCCAGCUGCAGCCAGCUGCACCUGUUGUUCCUGGCACCAUUUGUCGUUUUUUCCCAGAUUGCAAAAAAAUGGAUUGUUCAUUUUAUCACCCAAAGCCUUGCAGAUUUACAACACACUGCAAGAGACCCGACUGCAAUUUUUAUCAUCCAAAAGUUUCACUGCCGCCCAGACAGGCUCUGAAGUGGACAAAAACCCAGAACAGUUAAAUAUCAUGGAGCUGCUGGACCCUUCGGCACGUCGUCGUGGGAAUGUGAAAGUUUAGUUUUACCGCCUGGUUAACAGUUGGUAACACAUUUGUCAUUUUGUUUUUACUAGAAAUUCUACAGGUUUAUACGUUUUAACCAUUCCACAAUAGAUUUCCUUUGCUAAUGUUACUAAUGUUUUGUUUAGAAGAUAUUUUGUCUUUCUUGUAAUACAGAAUUUGAAAAUAAAAAGACAGAAAAAACGACAUUAAACAUU
Messenger RNA from Polypterus senegalus (gray bichir), 2543 nucleotides. RefSeq names its product zinc finger CCCH-type containing 14 (gene zc3h14). NCBI's taxonomy places the organism in Eukaryota, Metazoa, Chordata, Cladistia, Polypteriformes, Polypteridae. Gene Ontology annotation, biological process: regulation of mRNA stability. Gene Ontology annotation, molecular function: poly(A) binding; metal ion binding. Gene Ontology annotation, cellular component: cytoplasm; nucleus. Bases 101 to 2290 code for a protein of 729 amino acids. The transcript has 17 exons. The record is from RefSeq and is a predicted model, not a curated record.